UGAACGACAUUGAAACCAAAAUAUACCCUUUUCUCGGAAGAGCUUCAGUCAUUUGAUAAAUGCGCGUAUAUCAUUUGUUAACAAAAGUCAGAAAAGCGUUGCUUGAAAGUGAUUUGAGCGCAGUAAUAGUCGAUGGAUUCAUGUUCGAAGUAAGCAGCAAUGGCAGCUGAUGAUGAAACAAACCCAAGAGUUUACCUCUUUAAAGACGAUUAUGAUAUGAUUCAAUUGCUUGUUCGCUUUCACCCCACAAGAAACACAGGCGGAGAUCUGUUUGGUCUGUGGACAAACGACGGUGAACCUGUUCUUCACAUAGUUACUGGCCAGGGAAUAGAAACUGUCAGUUCACCUCAGCAAGUGUUCUCGUCAAAUAACACUUCCUUCGACUCGAGAAUCGAGGAUCUUGACACCAGACUACGAAAUAAGUUCCACUUGAUUCAUUUAGGAAAAUGGCAGUAUAUGCCUCGUUCAGAGCAAACUGAAACGGAAAUAAUCUCGACGGUUGGCCAAAACACGCUUUCUAGAAGGGCUGGACUAAUGAGGGAUUUUCUACUCAUACUGGCAAGUUGUGAUGAUCAGUCACCAAAAGUGGAACUAAAUCCUUAUUUUCUAUCACAAUCUUCAAUCACGAGAGGAGAAAUUGCGGAUGCACUUCCUAGACAUAGUAUAUACAAAGAAGAUGACGACAUAGCAAGUGUUGUUGACUCCCUCAUCGACAGAGGCAGUUUUUGGGAGGAAAACAUAAACAGCGCGGGCUUAGCUACGAGAGUAGGAGGGAAUAGAGAGGAAAUGGAAGCUCCCGACAAAAGAGAAAGUUAUGAAAAUCAAACAUCAGACAAAAUCACCUCGAAGAAUCCCGAAACCUUUCUCGAAAACAGUGAUCCCAAACUAAAGCUGUAUAUGUUCCAAGAUCACCUGCAAAUGAUUAGGGAUGUUGUUUGUUGUCACCCAGAUGCGGAGGCUGGGGGAGAUUUGUACGGUUUGUGGACAAACGAUGGCGAGCCUGUCUUGCACAGAGUAACCAACGCAAAAAACUCAGCCACAAGAAACGCAAUCCUUCCAGAAGCCCCAUACCUGCCUUGUGUUGGCAGAUGGAAGUACAUGAGUGUUUGGGAAAACAUCAGUAGCGAAAUAGUAGCAAUCUGUGGAAGCUCACAGCCAGAUGAAAAAAGUUUUGUGUUUCUAAUGAUAGAACGCAAAGAAGACAAGUUUAUGUCAGCUUUCAUUCGAUCCGAUAAAAGUUAUUUCCCAAGAAAAAUGGAAAUUGAAGUCCUCGAUCGAAAAGAAGCCAUCAGAGGAGAGAAUUUUACUGACAAAGACGACCGAUAUGAAGAAACCGUUCAAGGUGAGAGACAAUCAUGUUCUGAUCUGGCAGUCUCUGACUUUCACAGAUUCGAGACGGGCUUUGCGUGCAACCCGCAUGAAUUAAAGGUAUACCUUUUCGAAGAAGACUAUGAGAUGAUGAAAAACCUUGUUCUCCGUUACCCUAACGUUGAGACCGGCGGUGAUCUUUUUGGUCUGUGGACAUCUGAUGGCGAUGCAGUGCUUCAUAUGGUACUGGGCCCUGGUGAGAACUGCAAGAGGACGGCAACUUCAUUCUAUCAAGAUAUUCCUUACCUCCAGGAAAAAGGGGAGUUGCUAACUACAAAGUACAUGCUGUGUCACAUUGGGGAAUGGCACUCACAUCAUCAACUGCACCUUUACGAGCCAAGUCAUGGCGACUCGUCCACUGUCAUCAGACAUUAUCCCCACGGGACAUGUGGC
Molecule: messenger RNA, 1761 nt
Organism: Pocillopora damicornis (cauliflower coral)
Lineage: Eukaryota; Metazoa; Cnidaria; Anthozoa; Scleractinia; Pocilloporidae
Source: RefSeq, a predicted model, not a curated record